AUGUCGGAGACGGCCCCCGAAGCGCCCGCGCCCGCCGCCCCGGCCGCCAAGGCGCCGGCCAAGAAGGCCAAGAAGGCGGGGGGCGCCCCCAAGCCGCGCAAGGCCUCGGGCCCCAGCGUCACCGAGCUGCUGACCAAGGCGGUGGCCGCCUCCAAGGAGCGCAACGGGGUGUCCCUGGCCGCCCUCAAGAAGGCGCUGGCGGCCGCCGGCUACGACGUGGAGAAGAACAACAGCCGCAUCAAGCUGGGCCUCAAGAGCCUGGUCGGCAAAGGCACGCUCGUCCAGACCAAGGGCACCGGCGCCUCCGGCUCCUUCAAGCUCAACAAGAAGCAGGCCGAGGGCGCCAAGGACAACAAGGGCGCCAAGAAGAAGGCGGCCUCCGCCGGCGGCGUCAAGAGCAAGAAGCCGGCCGCCAAGAAGCCCGCCAGCGCCGCCAAGAAAGCGGCCAAGAAGCCGGCCGCCUCCGCCAAGAAGAGCCCCAAGAAGGCCGCCAAGAAGGCGGCGCCCGCCAAGAAGGCCGCCAAGAGCCCGGCCAGGAAGGCCAAGCCCAAGAAGGCCGCCAAGAGCCCGGCCAAGCCCAAGACGCCCGUCAAGGCGAAGGCCAAAGCCAAGCCCAAGACGCCCAAGGCCAAGGUGGCCAAGCCCAAGAAGGCGGCGCCCAAAAGGAAGUGAAGAGCUUCUCGCUGGGCUCUGCGGGCGCAACACGCCAGGCUUCGUUUUUAAUCCCAAAGGCUCUUUUCAGAGCCACCCACAGUUUCCCCAAAAGAGCUGAGUCCCUCUCAUGGUUUAAUGUCUUUCCUAAUAUGCCAAUUUAUUCUAGGUGGCAAUUAAAAAACCGCGGC
Molecule: messenger RNA, 842 nt
Organism: Gekko japonicus
Lineage: Eukaryota; Metazoa; Chordata; Lepidosauria; Squamata; Gekkonidae
Product: histone H1-like
Exons: 1
Coding region: 1-672 (223 amino acids)
Biological process (GO): nucleosome assembly
Cellular component (GO): nucleosome
Molecular function (GO): structural constituent of chromatin; DNA binding
Source: RefSeq, a predicted model, not a curated record